Molecule: messenger RNA, 291 nt
Organism: Phytophthora nicotianae INRA-310
Lineage: Eukaryota; Oomycota; Peronosporomycetes; Peronosporales; Peronosporaceae
Exons: 1
Coding region: 1-291 (96 amino acids)
Source: RefSeq, a predicted model, not a curated record
AUGUGCAUUCUUCGCAUUGAUGGGUUCGAUAAACUCUAUCGGCUGGAUUUGAUCGACCGCGACCUGGAGCCACAGUUUGACGCACUGGUGGAGACAUUCGAAAAGCUUGACGUGGCCCGUCGUACCAAGUUCGUUUUCCAGCUGACAAUUUGGAAGAACCACAAGUCUGAGUUGAACCUGCUCGAGUAUCACCGUGGUCUCAGCUACCGGUUCGAAAAGGUCCAUUACUGUAUUGGCUUCUGUGCGGAAAUUCCAUCGGAAGUUUGCAGAUUCACGAGCGUAUCCGGAUAG